Acanthisitta chloris (rifleman) is the source of this 1056-nucleotide messenger RNA. It is a transcript of the gene BAIAP2, whose product is annotated as BAI1-associated protein 2. The annotation marks the transcript as partial. Gene Ontology annotation, molecular function: protein binding. Lineage: Eukaryota; Metazoa; Chordata; Aves; Passeriformes; Acanthisittidae. The transcript has 7 exons. Gene Ontology annotation, biological process: positive regulation of actin filament polymerization; actin filament bundle assembly; plasma membrane organization. Gene Ontology annotation, cellular component: cytosol; nucleoplasm. The record is from RefSeq and is a predicted model, not a curated record.
UACAUCGAAGCCAUCAGCAACAAGCAAGGGGAGCUGGAAAACUACGUCUCUGAUGGCUACAAGACAGCACUGACGGAAGAGAGGAGACGAUUCUGCUUCCUGGUAGAGAAACAAUGCGCGGUGGCCAAGAGUGCCAUCACCUACCACGCCAAGGGGAAGGAGAUGCUGACGCAGAAGCUGCCGCUGUGGCAGCAAUCCUGCUCGGACCCCAACAAGAUCCCGGACCGCGCCAUACAGCUGAUGCAGCAGAUGGCUGCCAGCAGCAAUGGCACCAUUAUGCCCAGCCCUCUGUCCACAUCCAAGUCCAACCUCAUCAUCUCUGACCCCAUCCCUGGUGCCAAACCUCUCCCUGUCCCCCCGGAGCUGGCACCCUUUGUAGGACGCAUGUCGGCGCAGGAGGCCAUGCCAGUGAUGAAUGGAGUCUCAGGCCCAGACAGCGACGGGUACAACCAUUGGUCUGAGAUGAAGCCAGCACAGCCCAAAUCUUUAUCUCCUCCCCAGCCUCAGAAGCAGCUGAGUGAUUCUUACUCCAAUACACUCCCAGUUCGCAAAAACGUGCCACCAAAAAACAGCUACGCCUCAGCUGAAAACAAGACCCUGCCGCGCUCCAGCUCCAUGGCCGCCGGGCUCGAGAGGAACGGCAGGACGAGGGUGCAGGCCAUUUUCUCUCACGCUGCCGGAGAUAACAGCACUCUCCUGAGCUUCAAGGAGGGUGACCUGAUCACGCUGCUGGUGCCCGAGGCACGGGACGGCUGGCACUACGGGGAGAGCGAGAAGACCAAAAUGAGGGGCUGGUUUCCUUUCUCCUACACACGGGUCCUCGACAACGAUGGCAGUGAGCGGGUCCACACCAGCCUGCAGCAAGGGAAGAGCAGCAGCACUGGUAACCUCCUGGACAAGGAUGACAUUGCCAUCCCUCCGCCCGACUACGGCAUGGCCUCCCAGGCCUUCCCUGCACAAGGCAGCAACACCUUCAAGCAGCGGCCGUACAGUGUGGCCGUGCCAGCCUUCUCCCAGGGUCUCGAUGACUACGGGACCAGGUCUGUCAGCAGGUAA